GGCCACUCGCUGCUAUUCGUCGUCACUUACUUGUUUCUCUCCUCCUCCUUUAUAAAACGGCUUCCGUCGUCAAUGGCAUGAACCUAAGGAAAAAAAAACCUUCUUCUUCUUCUCUCCUUUCAAACUCUCUCUCUCCUCACUCUGUCUCCAUCACUUUCACGCUUUUCUCGCCGCCCUUUAUCCUUAUCCGAUAAAACCCAUCAAAACCCAGAGCACAAAAACAACACUUUCCAUUUUAUUAUUUUCAGAGAUCGAAAAAUCCAGAGCUGCCGGAACACGCAACCGCCGGUUAAAAGCAGGAUUAGCUGAUUAGAAACAAGGAGAUGAAGUACGUGCUUGUAACAGGAGGUGUUGUGAGUGGACUAGGCAAAGGAGUCACAGCAAGUAGUAUCGGUGUUCUUCUUAAAGCUUGUGGCCUUCGUGUUACUUCUAUCAAAAUCGAUCCUUAUCUAAACACCGAUGCUGGAACCAUGUCUCCCUUUGAACACGGUGAAGUGUUUGUCCUGGACGAUGGUGGUGAGGUGGAUCUUGAUCUUGGAAACUACGAGAGGUUCUUAGACAUCAAAUUAACCAGAGACAAUAACAUCACUACUGGGAAAAUUUACCAGCAUGUAAUUGCUAAAGAAAGGAAAGGAGAUUACUUGGGAAAGACUGUUCAGGUUGUUCCUCAUAUUACUGAUGCAAUUCAAGAAUGGAUAGAGAGAGUUGCUGCUAUUCCUGUUGAUGGAGAGGAUGGUCCUGCUGAUGUCUGCGUUAUCGAAUUAGGAGGAACCAUAGGUGAUAUUGAAUCUGCACCUUUUAUUGAGGCACUUGGCCAAUUCUCUUACCGUGUAGGACAAGGGAAUUUCUGUCUUGUCCACGUCAGCCUUGUGCCUGUGCUUAAUGUUGUUGGUGAACAGAAAACUAAGCCGACACAGCAUAGUGUCCGGGGCCUACGAGGCUUGGGCUUGAUACCUGAUAUCUUAGCUUGUCGGAGCACAAAGGCACUUGAAGAGAAUGUGAAAGAAAAGCUAGCUCAGUUUUGCCAUGUCCCUCUUGAGAAUAUCUUCACUCUAUAUGAUGUUCCCAACAUUUGGCACAUUCCUCGUUUGCUUAAGGAUCAGAAGGCUCACUUGGUUAUCUCCAAAGUGCUGAAUCUUGCUAGUAUUGUUAAAGAACCUUCUCUGGAGGAAUGGACUUCCAGAGCCGAACUAUGUGCAAACUUACAUGUGCCGGUGAGAAUCGCUGUUGUGGGGAAAUAUACCAGCCUCUCUGAUGCCUAUCUCUCUGUCUUGAAGGCUCUCUUACACGCUGCUGUGGCUUGCCGCAAAAAGCUCGUAGUUGAUUGGGUUCCUGCUUGCGAUCUUGAAAAGGAAACUGAGAAAGAGAAUCCAAAUGCGUAUAAAGCUGCUUGGAAGUUGCUGAAGGGUGUAGAUGGAGUUCUUGUACCUGGAGGAUUUGGUGAUAGGGGAGUGGAAGGAAAGAUCCUUGCUGCAAAGUAUGCUCGAGAAAACAAAAUCCCUUUCCUCGGUAUAUGUCUUGGGAUGCAGGUCGCUGUCAUCGAGUUUGCACGAUCAGUUCUCUGCUUGCACGACGCAGACAGCACAGAAUUCAAACCUCAAACUCAGCAUCCAUGCAUUAUAUUCAUGCCUGAGGGUUCAAGAACUCAUAUGGGUGGCACUAUGCGGUUAGGAUCAAGAAAAUCGAUCUUCAGUGUCACAGACAGCAAAUCCGCCAAACUCUAUGGGAACAAAACCUUUGUUGAUGAGAGGCAUCGCCAUAGAUACGAGGUGAAUCCUGAUAUGGUUGAACGGCUAGAGAAGGCUGGUCUCUCUUUUGCUGCAAAAGAUGAAACUGGCAAACGCAUGGAGAUUGUUGAACUUCCAAGUCAUCCUUUCUUCAUUGGUGCUCAGUUCCAUCCAGAGUACAAAUCCAGACCCGGGAAAGCUUCUCCUCUCUUCUUAGGACUCAUUGCAGCAUCUUGUGGUGAGCUAGACUCAGUCAUGAAUCCAUCCUCUGCUCAUCAACAUCUGAUUAGUAACUGUCCAAAAAACGUUUUCGUCAAUGGAAACUCAAAGAAAGCUUCCAAUGGCUUGGCUGAUGUAAGACACAACAACGGAUACUGCAACGGCCUCUACACUAGAUAGCUGCAGCUGCAGAGAUUCCCUUUUCUCUAUCCAUUAGAAUUGCUUCAUUUUCGAUUUUGGUUUGCUUUUUUAUUUUUCUACUAAACUUAGGAUCUUUCCUGUGUACAUAUGGUUCAAGCUUUUGUCAGGUUUUUAGUCUCCUUUUAACAGAAUCUAUGUUCUGAAAAGAGUCUAGAAACGUCUGAAAAUUGCGGUUGAUUAUCCCUGGUUUGUUUUUUAUCAAUCAAAAGGGGAUGAUAUGAUCAUAUCUACCUUUGCAACAUUUUGUAUUUUUAUUUUCUUUUGAGUGUGGAAGAAGCAUUGGAUAAAUAAAACUCAGAACAAAGACUAAAGUUUUUGUCUCUUUUCUA
Molecule: messenger RNA, 2476 nt
Organism: Brassica napus (rape)
Lineage: Eukaryota; Viridiplantae; Streptophyta; Magnoliopsida; Brassicales; Brassicaceae
Product: CTP synthase
Exons: 21
Coding region: 324-2126 (600 amino acids)
Biological process (GO): CTP biosynthetic process; pyrimidine nucleobase biosynthetic process
Molecular function (GO): CTP synthase activity; identical protein binding
Source: RefSeq, a predicted model, not a curated record